Molecule: messenger RNA, 2830 nt
Organism: Austrofundulus limnaeus
Lineage: Eukaryota; Metazoa; Chordata; Actinopteri; Cyprinodontiformes; Rivulidae
Gene: pnpt1
Product: polyribonucleotide nucleotidyltransferase 1
Biological process (GO): mitochondrial RNA 3'-end processing; mitochondrial mRNA catabolic process
Cellular component (GO): cytosol; mitochondrion
Molecular function (GO): RNA binding; 3'-5'-RNA exonuclease activity; polyribonucleotide nucleotidyltransferase activity
Source: RefSeq, a predicted model, not a curated record
UACAUGUGAUAAGUCAUGGAAGGUCUCGUCCAUUUGUGAACUGCACCUGGUUUAACUGAAGGCAGAGCUGUUUCUCUUGUUUUAUGUUGGUUAAAAAUGACGUCUUUUCUCCGACUGGGCCGCUCGGUGUCCCGCCUUCACGUGCGUCCGUGUCACCAGAGUGUUUACAGCAGAAACACAAACCUGCGGCGCGUGGAGGUGGACCUCGGAGAGAAGAAACUUGAAAUCUCUUCGGGGAAGUUUGCCAGAUUUGCUGAUGGAGCUGCUGUUGUUCAGUUGGGAGACACCUCAGUGAUGGUGACGGCUGUAAGCAAGACUAAACCUUCUCCAUCUCAGUUCAUGCCACUUGUGGUGGACUAUAGGCAGAAAGCAGCUGCUGCAGGUCGAAUCCCCACCAACUAUAUCAGGCGAGAGCUGGGCACCACCGACAAUGAGAUCCUCACCAGCAGACUCAUCGAUCGGUCGAUUAGACCCCUUUUCCCUGCCGGUUACUUUUAUGACACGCAGGUCCUUUGUAACUUGCUUGCAGUGGACGGUGUCAAUGAUCCAGAUGUGCUUGCUAUUAACGCAGCCUCUGCUGCUCUGGCUCUGUCUGACAUCCCCUGGGAUGGCCCCAUAGGUGCCGUGCGAGUUGGCAUGGUUAAUGGAGAGCUGCUGGUCAACCCAACGAGGGCAGAGAUGGCCUCCAGCACUUUAAACCUGAUCGUGUCUGGAGCUCCCAGCAGUCAAGUGGUGAUGAUCGAGGCGUCUGCCGAGAACGUGCUGCAGCAGGACUUCUGCCACGCCGUGAAGAUGGGAGUCAAACACUCCCAGCAGAUCAUAAAGGGCAUCCAGCGGCUGGCGCGGGAGCAGAAUGUAACCAAACGCACGCCGGCCAAGACGUUCUUAGCCCCGACUGAAAUGCUGGAGCACACCCGGAAAACUUUAUCAGAAAAAAUUUAUGCUGUUUUCACAGAUAUCACACACGAUAAGAUUUCGAGAGAUGAAGCGAUCAACAAAAUUCGACUAGAAGCAGAAGAAAACUUAAAAGAAAAUUUCCCUCAAGCCGAGCCCUUUGAAAUCAUUGAAUCGUUCAACGUUGUGACCAAAGAGAUUUUCCGUAAUUUAGUGCUUAACGAGUACAGGAGGUGUGAUGGGAGAGCACUGACGGCUCUGAGGAACAUUUCCUGCGACGUUGACCUCUUUAAGCCGCUCCACGGCUCAGCUCUGUUUCAGAGAGGACAAACGCAGGUGCUGUGCAGUGUCACCUUUGACUCUAUGGAGUCCAGUGUCAAAACAGAUAUUAUCACCACAGCUCUCAGUGGCAUUAAGGACAAAAACUUUAUGCUUCAUUAUGAGUUUCCUCCAUAUGCAACCAAUGAGACUGGCAGGAUGGGAGGCCUCAACAGGAGAGAGCUCGGACACGGCGCUCUGGCUGAGAAGGCUCUGAGGCCGGUCGUUCCUAAAGAGUUUCCCUUCACCAUCAGAGUCACAGCGGAGGUGCUGGAGUCAAACGGAUCCUCCUCAAUGGCUUCUGCUUGUGGAGGCAGUCUUGCUCUUAUGGAUGCAGGGAAUAGAGGAUUAUCUUGGAGACAUGGACUUCAAAUUGGCAGGAACAAACAAGGGGAUCACUGCUUUACAGGCUGAUGUGAAGAUACCAGGUUUACCUCUCAAAGUGGUGAUGGAGGCGAUCCAGCAGGCCACAGUGGCAAAGAAGGAAAUCUUGGGCAUUAUGAACAAAUGUAUAUCGAAACCCAGAGAGCACAGAAAAGAGAACGGGCCUAUCGUCGAAAAUAUCAGAGUUCCUGUUUCUAGAAGAGCUCGAUUUGUUGGUCCGGGAGGAUACAACCUACGAAGGAUUCAAGCUCAAACAGGUGUUACAAUAAGUCAGGUGGACGAGGAGACGUUUUCUGUGUUUGCUCCAACUCCUGGAGCGAUGAAUGAAGCUCAGGAGUUCAUCAGAGAAAUCUGCAAAGAUGAUCAAGAUCAGCAGCUGGAGUUCGGUGCCAUCUACACAGCCACCAUUACAGAAAUACACGACAUUGGUGUGAUGGUGAAACUUUAUACCAACAUGAGUCCUGUUCUGUUGCACAACUCCCAGCUGGACCACAAACGGAUCAAGCAUCCAAGUGCUUUGGGUUUAGAGGUGGGACAGCAGAUCCAGGUCAAGUACUUUGGACGGGAUCCGACAGAUGGAAGAAUGCGACUUUCACGGAAGGUGCUUCAGUCUCCUUCUGCGACCUUCGUUAAAACGCUCAGUGAGAAACAGAGCAUCUCUAUGGGAUCAAACAACAGUGAAAUGCCCGAUGCCAAUUUGUGACACGCUGUAACGGCAGGCGCUUCUGGCAGAGGAGAUUAAAAUAUUUUACACCAGAGCCUGGUGAAGAAAUCUGAUGGAAGGAAGAGCGUCGGAUUUCAGAUACGAAGCUGCUGACUGACAACAGAACAGCACGGUGGUGACAAAAUGAGAUGAAGAUUAAAGAACAUGUUUGUUUUUUUAGUAUACCUUUUUAUUUGUUGUCUAACAACAUGAAACAGUUGAGAUUGAUCUGUUCUCAUCACAUCACAAAAGAGCUUCUGUUCUCACCAGUGUGAUAAUACUGGCUCUUUGUGUUUGAAUACUUUAUUGUUAAAAUCUUAUUUUGUAAUGUUCUCUUGAAAUCUGCCAGGAUUAAAAUAGAGACAAAACCAUGUGGGGGGGAAAAGUACAGAAGGAUAAUGGUAGUGUUUUUAUAGUCGGUUUUCUUUCUAUAGUCAGUGAUCUUUAAAUAGUAGAAUUAUAAAACUUUUUAUAUAUAAAACUUGCUGUCAUUUCCAAAAAUAAACAAGACUGUAACACAUGAAUACAAAA